AACGUCUAGCAUAAUUUUAAUGAAUGGUACUACGGUGUGUUGCUUGUGACCCACAGAUGAAGGUAAAACUACRMGUGGAGUAAGACAAGGAUAAAGAAGAUGAACGGUUUUAUGCUGACCUUCCGCCUUAUCUUUCCUUUGAUCGGUCUUCAAAUGUGUAUUAAGUUUUCAGAUGGGUUCAGUUGGAUUUUACAACCUUCGCAAAGGACGAGAAAACUUGUCGGUUCUGCUGUUCACAUCAAUUGCUAUUACGAAUGUAAUGACUUUGGUUCCUCUAGAAUCUAUUACAACAAUAGACAUCUAUUCUCUCGACACCGAAAUCAACCAAAUUAUUCACCAUUGAAAAAUGGAAUUCCUCAUUUCUCUGUUAUUGGUGGAUCAAAUGUAACAAUUAUCAUCCCUGAUGUUGAUAAAAAUGAAAGUGGAUCAUAUUGCUGUGUGGUUGAAUGUGAAAAUGAAGGACAUACUACAUGCACAUUUCUCGUCAUAUAUGCUUUACCUCGUAUCAAGAAUCUAACCUUGCACCUUUCUGGUAAACAAGGAGAAUCAAUAACAUUAAGAUGUGAUGCCUCUGGAGAUCCAGCGCCCAAUUAUACAUGGAUAAGCAAGGAAACGAACAGAACAAUAGCUAAUUCCGGUGUGACGUCAAUCAGCAUUACUGGUAAAGCAUCAGGAGGAAAGUACUGCUGUCACGUGUCAAACGGUUUUGGGGAGGAGACUAAUUGUACGUCUGUUAAAGUAACAGAAUAUCAACCAAUAAAUUCAAAGCUGACAUCGGAUAUGAAAUUUGCAACAGCAAAUAAAACAUUUGAAGUAUUCUGUAAUGCAGACGCAUCUCCGCCAGCAAAUUACUCCAUCAAACAAGGAAAUAUAACAAUGGUAAAUUCGUUUGAUGGUAAUGUCACAAUUACUACACCAAAUAAUGGAACGUAUCUUGCUAUCGGCUGUAUUGCGAAGAACAAAUAUGGGCAAGAAAGAGCAAAUUCCCUCACAAUACCGAUCUAUCAACCACCAACAAUAGUACAUCAUCCAAACCCUCGAAUUACAAUAGAGAACGAUAGCAUUACACUGCAAUGCAAAGCCACAGGGACCCCAAGACCAAAUAUUACUUGGUAUGACAAAAUAAGAAAUAAAACCGUUGAAGCGGCAAAUGGAACGUUGCUUGUACAAAGCGAAGAUUGUAAAAAUAAUACGUUUAAGUACUCCUGUAUGGCUUUGAAUUUUAUUACACACGUUGAAAGUCCUUCAAUAACGGUAGAAGCUUUUCAACGCAAAUCCGUUUCAUUUUGCAAGAAAAUAGGAAGUAAAAAUAAUGACGAAUUCAUUCUUCAUUCUGGUCCUGAUUGGCUACUCAUAAUCAUAGUGGUCGUUUGCUCUCUGGUCACGGUUGCGUUAAUACUGGCUUUUAUUCUCUUUUCAAGAAAACGGAAAAAGUCAAAACGUGACAUCGAUAAGGGUACACUAUCUAUACCCGYUAAACCGUAAGUUCUGACAAUUUCUACUUCUUAUAAGUACAUGACGUUAUGUAAUAGUAAAGAACUGACUGUUUUUUAGAACAAUCAAUGGUUCUGACUAGGACAACAGCCAAUCGAAUCAUGAAUUGUUAACACAACGGUCACCUACAAACCUCCAUUUUUCCUGGCAGAAAAAAAGCGCAUUGCAUAGCAUUACAUUGCUUCCUGUCCUCGCAGUGCAUUGUAGUUGACUAGUUUUCUUCAAUUUUCAAAAACUUUUAUUUUUAUUUGGUUCAUCGAUUACUUAGGUUUCAUUGGUUGGCGACUAAUUGGUUAAUCACUUGAUUAAAAAUGGACCCUUUUUAUUAGGAUAAUGCAUCGUGAAUGCGAGGAUAACGUCAUGGAAAUACAAAAGAAAUGCCACAAAUUCAAAAGAGAAAAAGGUUGAUUUCUUUUGUAUUUUUAUGUUAGCCUCACAUUCACGAUGCUUUUGAGAAAGGUCCACUCAGGCAUUGGUUGAUUUGAUUGACGAAUAGUUAGUUAUGAUGGUUACUAUUUUUAUAUUGACUCCUUAUAUAAAACACACGACUUUGUUAGAAGGCAAAAUCAGUCGAUGGAGGAGAGUCCGUAUGGAGAACCAGUUGAUGCAAUACGUGUGAGAAGCGUAAUUAACAUAUCUGCAAGCAAUGCUGAUUAUGCCACCGUGGAAGAGACUGGGUACAAACCGGCAAUCACUUCUAACACAGUACAACAACCAACACGUGGUGAGACAACCAAUUCGAAAAAAGUGAAA
This is a messenger RNA of Actinia tenebrosa (Australian red waratah sea anemone), 2247 nucleotides long. Its product is annotated as hemicentin-1-like. Gene Ontology annotation, biological process: homophilic cell-cell adhesion; synapse organization. The record is from RefSeq and is a predicted model, not a curated record. Gene Ontology annotation, molecular function: axon guidance receptor activity. Gene Ontology annotation, cellular component: axon; neuronal cell body; plasma membrane. Lineage: Eukaryota; Metazoa; Cnidaria; Anthozoa; Actiniaria; Actiniidae.